Messenger RNA from Aspergillus udagawae, 909 nucleotides. RefSeq names its product urate oxidase. NCBI's taxonomy places the organism in Eukaryota, Fungi, Ascomycota, Eurotiomycetes, Eurotiales, Aspergillaceae. The record is from RefSeq and is a predicted model, not a curated record. The transcript is spliced from 3 exons. Bases 1 to 909 code for a protein of 302 amino acids. Gene Ontology annotation, cellular component: peroxisome. Gene Ontology annotation, molecular function: urate oxidase activity. Gene Ontology annotation, biological process: purine nucleobase catabolic process; urate catabolic process.
AUGUCGGCUCCUGUUACUGCUGCUCGCUAUGGAAAGGACAAUGUCCGCGUCUGCAAGGUCCACCGGGACGAGAAGACCGGUGUGCAGACGGUGGUGGAGAUGACCGUCUGUGUACUGUUGGAGGGAGAGAUUGAGACUUCCUACACCAAGGCCGACAACAGCGUCAUUGUCGCUACCGACUCGAUCAAGAACACCAUCUACAUCCUCGCCAAGCAGCACCCGGUCACUCCCCCCGAGCUCUUCGGCUCCAUCCUGGGCACCCACUUCAUCCAGAAAUACAAGCACAUCCACGCCGCGCACGCUCACAUCAUCACCCACCGCUGGACGCGCAUGAACAUUGACGGCAAGCCCCACCCUCACUCCUUCGUCCGCGACAGCGAGGAAACCCGCAAUGUCCAGGUGGACGUGGCCGAGGGCGCCGGCAUCGACAUCAAGUCCUCGAUCUCUGGCCUCACUGUGCUCAAGAGUACUGGCUCGCAGUUCCACGGAUUCGUACGCGAUGAGUACACCACCCUCAAGGAGACCUGGGAUCGUAUCCUGAGCACGGAUGUCGAUGCCUCGUGGCAGUGGAAGCGCUUCAGCGACCUCGGCGAGGUCCGCGCGAACAUCCCCAAGUUCGAUGCCGCCUGGUCUGCGGCUCGGGAGAUCACCCUCAAGACUUUUGCCCAGGACAACAGUGCCAGUGUGCAGGCUACCAUGUACAAGAUGUCCGAGCAGAUCCUGGCGGCUGAACCCUUUAUCGAGACUGUCGAGUACUCUCUGCCGAACAAGCACUACUUUGAAGUUGACCUCAGUUGGCACAAGGGCCUCAAGAACCUCGGCAAGGACGCGGAGGUGUACGCGCCUCAGACAAAUCCCAACGGAUUGAUCAAGUGCACGGUGGGCCGCACAUCCAAAUCUAAGCUGUGA